AUGGAGUCUGACUUGGGAUACGAGGUUCACAAUGUUGAAGAUCAGGGGAAGAACGGAAAAGACGACGGCACGGUGGAGGUAGACCCAAUUUCUUUGUUGGAAAAGCUGCCACCGGGUUUCCGAUUUAACCCGACGAAAGAAGAGUUAAUUAUGUUCUAUUUACCGAAGAAAUGUUUGGGCCAAAACAUGGGUCCGAAAUGCAUAAAUGACGUAAACAUUUAUGAUCACUCGCCUUGGGAAUUACCAUCAUUGUCAUACCUACAUUCUAAAGACCGUAUUUGGUAUUUCUUUUGCCCGAGAGUAAUGCAAGAUAAUGGUAAGACCCCUAGGAAGACUCUAAAAAACGGGUAUUGGAAAGAAACGGGCAGGGUAACCACACUUACUCAUAAGCAAUAUCAUGUUGGUGAUCUUAAAACGUUCAUCUACCACAUAGGGGUGGCACCAAAAGGAGAACGUACUAAUUGGGUUAUGAAAGAAUUCAACUUAACCGAAUACAUGAUACAAGAAAUGUGUGUGGUAGAUAACUCAUACGUGCUUUGCAAAGUGUAUGAAAAAAGUGGUCCGGGGCCAAAAAAUGGAGCAGAAUACGGGGCUCCAUAUGACAAGAGUGAAUGGGACAACAAGUUUGAUAACCAAAACACACACAACUGUCCUAGUGUGUAUGUUAACCAAGUACAAGGAAGUGAUCCUAGCAACUCGAAUUGUGGUCAGAACAUCAAUGUUAGUGAAACCAAUGCAACAAACUUUGCAGGCAUCGACCCUACUUUCAACAUCGAAGAACUGCUAGAGGGUUUCACAAACCAAGAACAAACCACUACGGCAGAUGUGCAAAUGGAGGAUGCAUUCACGAUUGAAGAACUAGUCCAGGGUACGCAAAACGACAACAACAACAACACCUCAAGUCUAGUUCAAAUGGAAAGUGAUAUAGAUGAUCUAAUGGGUGAUCCAAACCAAGAUGACACAACUUGGAUCGAUGCGAUGGUAGAACCUAGUUUCACGAUUCAAGAACUUUUUGGUGGUCCGGAUAUUACUCUUGAUGAAUUUCUUGAUUUGGAUUUUGGGAAACUAUGA
Messenger RNA from Spinacia oleracea (spinach), 1071 nucleotides. RefSeq names its product NAC domain-containing protein 82-like. Gene Ontology annotation, molecular function: DNA binding. The record is from RefSeq and is a predicted model, not a curated record. The transcript has 2 exons. Bases 1 to 1071 code for a protein of 356 amino acids. Lineage: Eukaryota; Viridiplantae; Streptophyta; Magnoliopsida; Caryophyllales; Amaranthaceae. Gene Ontology annotation, biological process: regulation of DNA-templated transcription.